AUGACGGUCGAGGGGAUCCCGACAAUCACUUGGAGGUACGCAGGGCACAUGCUCUUACAUGGGUACGCCGAUGAGAUUAUGUGCCGAGCCUUCCGGAACCAUUUAACGGACUCUGCCCGAAGAUGGUUUCGGACGCUGAAGCCAAACUCUAUCUCAAGCUGGGAUGAGUUGAAGGAAGCAUUUUCCCUCCAGUUUAUAAGGGUUAAAAAAUAUGUCCCCCCAAAGCACAAUCUGACGACGAUAUACCAAAAGCUGAACAAAUCGCUGAGGGAGUGGCUCGCAAGAUAUGGGGAAGCUGUUGCCGCCAUGAAGGACAUAACCGACCGGAAGGCCUUGAUGGGGGCAUUUUAUAAGGAAUUCUUUGCACGAGCGCAAGGCUACAUUAACGCUGAAGAAGUGGAUGCGAAUGACCCUGAGCACAGGUCCAAUAAGAACAAGGGGACCGAACAAGGGUCGACGCUAGCAAAGCGUGAUGGAAAGAAGCGACGAGGUGGAGGAAGCGGGGACAAGCAGCCCUCCUCGACGUCAAACACUCCAGAAACCAAGAAGCCGAGGCAAAAAGAGAACCGUAAGCCUCGACCGUUUCAAAGGUAUGAUUUCUACCAUGAAUUAACAAUAGGAGCCGAGGAAGUGUUCAAUCAGGUCGGCCGCGGGAAUCUACUGCACCGCCCAGAGCCAAUGAAGCCAGACCCUAGCCGAAGGAACCAAAAGAAGUAUUGCAGGUUCCACGGCGACGUCGGCCACCACACUAACGAUUGCGCCGAUCUUAAAGAUGAGAUUAAGAGAGUGAUCCGCGAGGGGAGGCUACAGGAGUUCAAAGCCGAGCGGAGACCUAGAAACGAUGGCCACGGCGGCCAGAAUGACGGUCGACGCCGAGACAAGAACCAGCGCCCCGAGGACCGAGAACCCAUCGGCGUCAUACGAACUGUCCUCGGCGGCCCCUAUAUAGGAGGAGAUUCAAGGAGAUCUCAGAAGGACUAUGCCCACGAGGCUAGAGGGGUUUACCAGGAAAGUUUCUGGAGUGUCUCCGCCGUAAAAACACCAAGAUUCAGCAGCCCCGACGUAGCGUUUAAUGAAGACGAUGCCAACGGAGUUCACUUCCCCCACAACGAUGCGUUGGUAGUAUAA
Messenger RNA from Morus notabilis, 1128 nucleotides. RefSeq lists its product as uncharacterized. NCBI's taxonomy places the organism in Eukaryota, Viridiplantae, Streptophyta, Magnoliopsida, Rosales, Moraceae. The record is from RefSeq and is a predicted model, not a curated record. The transcript has 2 exons. The coding region runs from base 1 to 1128 and encodes 375 amino acids.